AUGUGGACCGCUCUCAAAACGAGGGAUGAGACAACAGAAGCUGCCUCCAAAAGCACAGUCCAAUUAUGGACCCUCUAUUCGAUCGGUUGUGCCGUGACGCUGCUCCGGACAUACUCGCAGUGCAAGGACCUGGGAUGGAGAAGGUUACGUCUGGACGACUACCUGGUAUGGGUGGGACUUUUAUUCUAUACUGCGCAGGUAGUUCUGGCAUAUCAAGUGGGCGAGGCGGCCCAUGGUCUUGCGAACAACAGCAUGACGGCUGCCCAGCGGGCGGCGUUGGCGCCAGACAGUGCGGAGUAUCGAGCCCGAGUGAUUGGCUCCAAGAUUCAAAUCGCGGGGUGGGCCACUUAUACGGCGCUGAUUAACUCACUGAAGUUGUCGAUGCUGGCAUUCUACACUCGACUCAUGGAUGGCCUCGGCCGGCGUCAUCGUAUUCCCAUUUGGAUUGGGAUCGGCCUGGUGGUUGGGAGUUUUCUCGCCAGUGAGAUAACAAUCCUCGCGACAUGCCGCCCUUUCCACAAAAACUGGCAAAUCAAUCCAGACCCUGGCAACGUAUGUCAACCAGCCAUUUCCAAGCCGGUGAUCGCAGCUACCUUUGCAGGGAAUCUGGCCACGGACCCAUAUUUGGUCCUAAUCCCGAUUCCCAUGCUUUGGAAAUCGAGUUUGAAGCUCUUGAAGAAAGUCGCGGUGACCAUCGUGCUCGGGGCCGGCAUUUUUGUCCUCGUCUGCGCGACUCUUAAGAGUGUGUUCCUUUUGGUGGAACCUACCAAUGGCGCAUCCAUUGCCGAUGAAUGGGGCACCCGAGAGACUUUUGUCGCAGUGAUCACCACCAAUCUCCCGAUGGUGUUCCACCUCUUACGGACCUGGCUAGCCCGAGGGUUCGGGAGUGCAUUCCAAUCGUCCCACAGGAGUAAGACAUACCAAUUGCCCUCCGGGGGGUUGGAGCGUCUGGGUGGUGGGGCCAGCCGGAAUCGUGGCCGAAAUGCCAGCACGGAGCCCAUCACGGUGGGCCUGACCUUUACCGAGAGUGAGGAACGAAUGAUGGGGGAUAUCAAGCUACAGACCCUGAGGCCGUACGAAGCACCCGCCGCGGGCACGAUUGUGGUCUCCAAUCAGGUUGAAAUCAGCCAUGAGACCCGGAAUAGUCAUCCCAGUGAAUUGUCCACGGCGGGGGGUGAUGAACCUUGGUAG
Messenger RNA from Aspergillus ibericus CBS 121593, 1191 nucleotides. RefSeq lists its product as uncharacterized. NCBI's taxonomy places the organism in Eukaryota, Fungi, Ascomycota, Eurotiomycetes, Eurotiales, Aspergillaceae. The transcript is spliced from 6 exons. The record is from RefSeq and is a predicted model, not a curated record. Bases 1 to 1191 code for a protein of 396 amino acids.